AUGAAGCGCUCUCUGUCGAACCUCGAUCCGAGUCUACGCCCGUUCCAGCAGCACCGCCAGCCUCCUUGGGCCCGCGCGUUGUCGCGCGCAGCCGCUACCUUCUCUCGCCAUCGCUACCCUACAUCGCACGUUUCUUUUCGUCACUCCUGGUCUUAUCUCACCCUUUCCGGAUCACGACACCUAUACGUUGGCAUACCUGGCUUCUUCGACGCGUUCUUCGGAGAUGUGCCAGGUCUGAGACCGGCGGCACAGGCCGUGUUCGACAAGUGCCAGGGAGGAGAUAGCCCUCUCUACCGGUUGGCGAGCGGCUGGCAAGGCUGGCCUGAAGGGGCGAAGGAAAAUGAUGUUCUGAGCUGGUUUGCUCCGCUUACAGACCGGCUGUUGGACCUUGCAGAAGGGCAUCGGCCGAUGUCUGGAAUACGCCGGCGACCAUUAGCCCAGCCGCACCAGCCUCUGCAAGGCUCCACUGCCAAUCGCAAGCUGGACAUUGGCUUUGUGGACGAUCCGAAUGCCGGCGUGAACUCGAAAUGUCGAUGGUCACAGAUCCUCAUACCUGGAGAGCUCAAGAGCAAUCCGUCAGCCGACAAAGCGUCUAAGGCAUGGCUCGAUCUCGGCAGAUACGCGAGAGAGGUGCUCGCUGCUCAAGACAGCCGCCGCUUUGUUAUCGGCUUCACUCUCUGUGGACCCUUCAUGCGGCUAUGGAUAUUCGACCGACUUGGGGGCAUCGCUUCCGAGCAGUUCGACAUCAACGAAGAUGGAUUGCAGUUCGUGUCUGCAAUGCUUGGGUUUCUCUGGAUGAACGAAGAGCAGCUGGGGUUCGAUCCGACGAUUGUCACAGUCGGAGACAAGCGGUACAUUGAGAUUGAGCGGGAGAAUGGGAAAGAGUGCCUUGUUAUUGACAGGUUGAUAAAACGGGUGCGUUGUGUUGCUGGCCGGGCAACGACUUGCUGGAGAGUCCAUCGGGAAGGUGAUCCCGGCACGCCGCUGGUUGUCAAGGAUUCAUGGCAGUAUCCGGAGCGCGAAGAGGAAGGCGAAUUGUUACGCGAGGCGACUGAGAAGGGGGUGAUGAACGUUGCGAGGUACUUCCACCAUGAGACGGUCAGUGUAGGCAGUCGAGACGACGACAUCCGCGCAAACGUACGGAAAGGCCUGGACAUAACGAAGGCGACGAACUACAAGCCAGAAAAGCCAAUGCCACCGCCGAGCACGACCAGACGGCGGGCCUCGCAAAGAGACAGAAGUAGCAGCAGCGUCGGUGGGCGGAAGCGAUCCUUGAGCUGCACAUGUCUGCCAUUGCCGCCUAGCAAGCGCACUUGCUCAAGCUCUCCAACAAAACCUGCAAUCGUGAACCGGAUCCAUCGUCGUGUCAUCGUCCGCGACUACGGGAAGGCCAUUUACAAAGCGAGCUCUCAGACUAGCCUGCUUGCUGCAAUGGAAGGCUGCAUCACCGGAUACGAGUCGCUUCACACACGGGCUGGCAUGCUACAAUGCGAUAUUUCACCAAACAACCUUAUGAUCAACGAGGAAGACAAUGAUCCCUCCUGGCGCGCGUUUUUAAUCGAUCUUGAUCUUGCAAUCAAAGAGAAUCGCGAAAAACCAUCCGGGUCACGAGGGAAAACCGGCACGCGAGCGUUCAUGGCAAUUGGAGUGCUUCUAGAGGACGAAAUGCAUUCGUUUAUGCACGACCUCGAGUCAUUCUUCUGGGUGCUUUUCUGGAUAUGUAUUCAUUACGAUGGGCCGAGCGAAGGAAGAGUUGUUCCACAAUUUGAAAAGUGGAAUUAUAUCGACACUGAAGAGCUGGCUAAAUUAAAGAAAGGAGAGAUUACGGAGGAAGGUGUUCCCCAAUGGUGGGAGGUGGAGGGUUCCGAAUCCAAAGCUGUACUCGGAGAUGAAAGAGAUACUUCGGGCAGCACAGGAUGA
Pyrenophora tritici-repentis Pt-1C-BFP is the source of this 1920-nucleotide messenger RNA. The record is from RefSeq and is a predicted model, not a curated record. Lineage: Eukaryota; Fungi; Ascomycota; Dothideomycetes; Pleosporales; Pleosporaceae.